CUGCAGGACUUAAUAUGUUUUUACAGAUGUCCAAAAAGAACCUUUUUUCAAAUACAAUACAGACCUCUUGUCUGUUUUUGUGACCUCGGUCACAAUGGUUGGGACAAAGAUAAGUAGUUGAAUAACAGUGAGGGGUACGCGAGGGAGGAAGGACUAUACUGCUGCAUCGGUUCUACAGACCAUCACCAUUGUUUGCUUCAUCAAAAUCUUCUGUGUCAGCACUUCAGUGGCACUUCAGAUAUCUUACAUAAGAGGACAGUGUGGGCACUCAUCCAUCUCAGUGUAAAUGUUUGCUGUUAAAAACUUGAAAUUAGAGCAUGGCAAGAUGCAGAGAUGCAGUUUUGGGCGAACUAUUUCUUUGUGUGUGCUUCACCUUAAUUUGAAAUAUGUUUUUAUUGUUUGUAUUUCCUUUUUAUAGACUAUUUUAUGUAUUACUAAAAAAUCUGCCCCUGACCCCACCUUUACCAGAAACAGGUGGUAUUUCCCAAAAGGUCUGUCAAUAGGUCAGUCAUUCAGUCAUCACCUGCAUUCAUUCUGCACAGUAAACAUCCAGGUAUUAUAUGAUAAUGUUGGACUGAAUAGCCUCAGAGAAAUAUAAAAUCCUGACCCUGGUCCCUGCUUGCAGCAAACUAACAUUUACUUACUGCUGUGGUAUAAUGUUUUAUGUUUGAUACAGUUAGAAAAACAGGAUUUGAAAUAUAUUGUUUAUAUAUUGAAAUACCAAUUUUGGGUAAGUAAGUGGGUUCUUGUAGGUCACUCACUGAAAAUGAAGUGGACACUAAUCCUGCUACUUGGUAGCUCUUUGGCUGAGACUGCUUUGGGCUGGACAUUUCAUCGGUCAGAGUACAAAAUGAACUGGACCCAGGCUCGACAGUGGUGUCAGAAAGAGUACACAGAUAUAGUGGUCAUGCGUGACCAGAAAGAGAACGACCACCUGGUUUCAAAGCUGAAAGUAAGAAAUAGAUCUCCAUAUUACUGGAUUGGAAUCACUAAAAAAGAUGAAAAUGGAACCUGGACUUGGAUUAAAAAUAUGAGCACCUGGAUAAGUGAGCAUCCAUGGGCAGUAGGCGAGCCCAGCAAAAACAGCACUGACUUUUGUGUGGAGAUUUAUGCGAACACAGGAUCAAACCGAGGAAAGUGGAAUGAUGAGGACUGCAGCAACUCUAAAUUCGCUGCUUGUUAUAAAGCUCAAUGUAAUGCAACAUCAUGUGGUCAAGGAAGAUGCCAGGAGAUCAUAGAAAACAUAACCUGCCACUGUGACCCUGGCUUUAAGGGAGACAGGUGCCAAACAGCUGUAGGAUGCCCCCCUCUGUCUCAGCCUGAUAAUGGAUCUCUUAGCUGUUCGGAAGGAAACUACACAUUCAACUCAACCUGUCGAUAUAAAUGCCACUCAGGAUUCCUGAUGAUAGGCUUCUCGACUGUUACUUGUGGGGCCAAGGGGGCCUGGAGUGGCCCAAGACCUGCAUGUGCAAGCUAUAAACAGGCUCUUGCAGCUAUAGCUGGGUGUGGAGCCCUCUCUGCCUUCUGUUGCAUCUGUUUUUGCUGGAUGAAGCACAAAAAACGAAAGAAACUUGCCCAAGUCAGGGAGCCUGAAGAAGUGAGAAGUCCAUCCAGUGAGGCACAGGGAUGAAGGACAACUGGAACCUCAUUUAUGUCUCUUAAUUGCUGUUACUUAUAUUAAUUUUACUAGAUUUGUAAACAUUAACAUUAACAGGCAGAGUGCCAGGAUAAUCAGUUAGCUAAGUGUUUUGUCUACUGUAUGUUAAAGCUUAACUUGAAAAUACUGCAUGGACAUACAGCGGAUAUUGUAUGUGUUUGUAUGUGAUGAUUUAUUAUCAAGUCAUAAACUCAACAUUUCUUAAAUAACAUUAGAGCUGCAUUUCUGUUAUAUCUGUGUAUCUAUCAUAUCUUUGUUAAAGAAAAUAAUAAUUAAAUACAUUUUCAUGAGUA
Larimichthys crocea (large yellow croaker) is the source of this 1950-nucleotide messenger RNA. Its product is annotated as L-selectin. The transcript has 7 exons. The coding region runs from base 767 to 1630 and encodes 287 amino acids. Lineage: Eukaryota; Metazoa; Chordata; Actinopteri; Sciaenidae. The record is from RefSeq and is a predicted model, not a curated record.